Vigna angularis (adzuki bean) is the source of this 1343-nucleotide messenger RNA. RefSeq lists its product as uncharacterized. The coding region runs from base 321 to 917 and encodes 198 amino acids. The transcript has a single exon. The record is from RefSeq and is a predicted model, not a curated record. Lineage: Eukaryota; Viridiplantae; Streptophyta; Magnoliopsida; Fabales; Fabaceae.
GUGGAAGGAGCGGUUGUUGGGUCCAGUUUUGAAAACACACUUCUAUUCACAUGGCUUCUCCAGCACUUCAUCAUGUCUUCUACUUCCUAUAUAACCCUCAUGCCUUUGCUUCCAUUUUUUCUCAUCAGGUUUUCUUGUUUCUGCGAGGCUUAACAAACCUCGCAGAACAGAAGAAAACUCACGCUUUUGCUUCACAAAAAUUCUUCAUUUUGUUCUCUUUCUCAGUUUUUUCCAAUAUUGCAGGAACCCCUCUAUCUCAAGUUACUAAAAACCUUUAGUGCUUGUCAAAUAUUUGAUUUUUUGUUUGCGAGGUUUAAGAAAUGGAGGUACACUCUCCGGUUAUUGCCAAGAAGCUGUGGAAUGUGCUGAGGAUCACCUUCUUCAUGAUCAGAAAGGGUUUGGUGUCAAAGAGGAAGCUGAUUAUGGACAUGAACUUGAUGAUGAAAAAAGGGAAACUUCUCAGAAAAUCUAUGAGAAACUUCAUGUCAUCUCAUCAUAAUCAUCAUCAUUACUCAAAGAGUUUGGUACGUGGCUAUGGCAUACAGGAGUAUGAAUUCUCUUGCAGCAACAGUCCAAAUCCUGUUUUUUUCCAUGUGCCAAAGAGGAAGCACCAUUUCAACUUCCCUUGCAUCAACACCCCAGAUGUUGUUGAAGAACCUAAGCCUGUUAUGUUGGUGCCUAUGACACCUGAAUACACUUUCAACCUUAGGUUUGAUGCAUCUGAUCUUGCUCCUGGAGAGAGGAAGAGCCCCCUCCUCUCACCCUUCUCUGUGAGGAUAUCCAACUACUCAUCUGAGGAUGAGAAUGAAGAGGGUGCCAAUCAAGUUGAUGAUGAGGCUGAGGAUUUCAUCAGAAGGUUCUAUGAACAGCUUAGAAUGCAAAGCCGCAUGCAGUUGCUUCAGUACCAAGAGAUGUAAUUUGAAAGAAAAAGAAUAACUGUGUUGUUUCUCAACUUGAUGCUCACCAACAAGUUUAGCUUAGCCAAAUCUGGGAAUAUGUGAUUUCCUCUUGUUGAUCUUUCACCUGUCAUUGUUCUCCCCAGGGAAAUUUGGCUGUUCUGUUGGUGGUCCUUGAACUAUAUUUGAUCCUCUCUGUAAAGUUUUUGAGCAUUGGAUAUACUUUCAUCUCGUGAUUAUAUUACUAUUCAUGUUAUAAAAUUCAAUCUUCAUGUUUUCCUGGUAACAUGUAUUCAGCAUAUUCAUGGUGUGUGGUGUGUAAUAAAAAGAUAUGCAGAAGGUUGUUCUGUACCUUUCUCCAUUCUGCUUUGGUGUUACAUCAUUUGUAGGUGUGGUGGUGGACCUGGUGAUGGACCCUUUGGAAUAAUAUUGCUUUUUCCUUUCUUA